This is a messenger RNA of Xenia sp. Carnegie-2017, 584 nucleotides long. Its product is annotated as multifunctional methyltransferase subunit TRM112-like protein. NCBI's taxonomy places the organism in Eukaryota, Metazoa, Cnidaria, Anthozoa, Malacalcyonacea, Xeniidae. The transcript is spliced from 4 exons. Gene Ontology annotation, biological process: tRNA methylation; rRNA (guanine-N7)-methylation; peptidyl-glutamine methylation. Gene Ontology annotation, molecular function: protein heterodimerization activity. Bases 55 to 426 code for a protein of 123 amino acids. The record is from RefSeq and is a predicted model, not a curated record.
UACAACACAAAUUGAAACUGAAAAUUUAUCGAUUUUGGUAUUUUCGUUUGCGAAAUGAGACUACUUACGCACAACAUGCUUAUGUCUAAUAUCAAAGGCGUCAAAAAUGGCUAUCCAUUGCUAAUUGAGGCUGUUGAUGUUGUUGUUAAUGAAGUUGAAUUUAACCCUGAGUUUAUCUCACGAAUGAUUCCAAGAUUAGAUUGGAGUGCUGUAUUUCAGGCAGCAAAGCAGCUUGGUAAAGAAGAAAAUCUUCCGCUAGAACUUGCUCCUGAGUUUGAAAAUGAUGAGAAAUUUUUAAGGAAAGCGCAUCAUGUAUUGUUGGAGGUUGAAGUACAAAAAGGUUUUCUUGUUUGUCCAGAAACAUCAAGAAAGUUUCCAGUUGAGAAUGGCAUUCCUAAUAUGUUGUUAAAUGAGGAUGAGAUAUAAAAUAUAAAAAACUGAACUGGACACAGAGGUAGUCAUGUGAUGUGCUUGGACCAUCUUGUAACUCACAACGAAAACUGAAAUAUUUGUCAAUUUUUUGAUGAAUAUCAUUGAAUCAAUAUCAUAGAUAUUUAUUGAUAAAUACACAAAAACUAACUAUA